AUGUCACUUCAAGGGAAAAAGAGAAAGAUGGAGGAUGACAAGGAGUUGUUUGUAUGGCCGUUUGCCAAGAACAAGAACAAGUACAACAGCAACAACAAUACUGUCGAGGAACAGACACAACAAACUUUGGAAAAGGAGAAUUGGCAGCUAAAGAUUGAGAACGAGCAAUUGAAGUUGGAGAACCAAGUCGCAAAACGCCAAUUUGAUAUCGUCUGCGGGGCGAUGCAGAAAGCCUCAAAGCGGCUCAGAGAUGGCAAAGGAACGCCUCGAGCCGUGCUGGGCCACGCGGUGGAGGAAUUGAAGAAAGAAACCGAGAGGAUUGGUGAGCUCAAUGCCACCCCUCACAAGGUCUAG
Molecule: messenger RNA, 354 nt
Organism: Seminavis robusta
Lineage: Eukaryota; Bacillariophyta; Bacillariophyceae; Naviculales; Naviculaceae
Source: the annotation of a GenBank genome assembly